AUGGGUUUGAAUGCAUUUGUAAAUUUAUGUGAAUUGCUACAAGUUCAAGGUGGUUUAGACGAAGAUGGUCAUGUUGGCAUAGGCGAGCAAGUAGCAACUUUCUUGAUCAUAUUAGCUCAUCAUACAAAAAAUUGCAGCAUACAAGUUAGGUUUUAUAGGUCUGGUAAAAUUGUUAGUAGGUAUUUUCAUAAGGUAUUAGGUUCGAUUUUGCGUGUCCAAAGUGUGUUAUUUGCAAAGGCAGAUCCUGUACCAGAGGAUUGGUUGUCUAGGAGUAUUAGAUGGCACUUACAUAGAUGUCACAGUCCCCAAGGGGAUAAAUCUAGGUAUCGGACAAGGAAAUCUAGAAUAUCCACCAAUGUCUUUGGAGUUUGCAAUCGGAACAUGAAUUUCGUCUAUGUCCUUAGCAGUUGGGAAGGAUCGGCAUCUGAUUCAAGGGUACUUAGAGAUGAAAUUACUCGACGUAAUGACUUGAAAAUACUUGUUGGGUCUUAUUAUUUAGUGGACGCUGGCUAUACCAAUGGUAGAAGAUUUUUAUCUCCUUAUAGAAAUGUCUGGUAUCAUGUGAAUGAGUGGGCUCAAGGUCAUCGUGCACCACAAAAUCGUCUAGAGUUAUUUAAUAAGAAAGACUCUUCGGCUAGGAAUGUGAUUAAGCGGUGCUUUGGGUUGUUUAAGAAGAGAUGGGCAAUUCUACAAAGCCCCUCAAUCUAUCUAAUUAGAAUUCAAAGCCACAUUAUUAUUGCGUGUUGUUUGUUACAAAAUUUUAUUCUGAUGAACAUGGAUGUUGAUCCCAAGGAAGAUGCAACUCUUUUACCAGAGCAUAUAUCCGUAGGAGAUGACACAAUUGUUAAUGAAGUCGACAUAAUUGAUGUUGUGAAAAGUAGUCAUGAGUGGACUCAAUGGCGUGAGGACUUGGCAACUGAAAUUUGGGAAAUAUGGAGAAGAGAACAUGACGCAUAG
This is a messenger RNA of Arachis duranensis, 957 nucleotides long. RefSeq lists its product as uncharacterized. Lineage: Eukaryota; Viridiplantae; Streptophyta; Magnoliopsida; Fabales; Fabaceae. Bases 1 to 957 code for a protein of 318 amino acids. The record is from RefSeq and is a predicted model, not a curated record. The transcript has 3 exons.